UGAAAUGAAUCUUUUAAGGAAGUGUUUGGGGAAACUGUUGGAGUGGAUCAGCACGUGGAUGAAAUGUGGUCUGAUGAGACUUUGCAGGGUUUUUGCAACAGCCAGUGCUUUGCCAAGGAGAGCAUCUUGCCAAUCCACACCUGAGGAGUGGACAAGCAGCAUGGCGCUUCGCACGUAUGAUGCAGGCGGUCAAAGCAUGGUCACAGUCCAGACCAGCACACACAACUUCUAUGUGGACCUCGGAGGGCUUUCUGACUGUAGCCAGUAUUUUCGAGCGCUGUCCCAGUCUGGAAUGAAGGAGACGGAGGAUGGCCUUGUCUGCUUGGACCACGUGUCUUCAUCUGCCUUUUAUGGUCUCCUGGAGUUUUACUUCCGCCACACCUUUAGGACCCCGCCGGAGGAGGAGUUAGGCCCACACAUACAGGCCAGCAGCUAUCUCCUGGCGGAGACCUUCCUCGCCAAGUGCCUGUCUGUCCUGGCGGACGUCCUCAGGCCAGAGAACUGUCUGUCCUACCUCGGUCUGGCCCAGGAGAUUUGCUGCGUGGAGCUGAGGUCCACCGUCUUGGCCUACCUGAGCAGGAACCUGCUGGAGCUGCCUCACGUGAUCAGGCGUCUGACCGACCAGGAGAGGGAGGAGCUCAUCCUGCUGAGGAUGCAAGGGAAGCCACACCUCUGCAGCCUUAGGAAGGAGAACCUGACCACUUGGAGAGACCCGGCCACAGAGCGUGCUCGCCAUGUGUUUGCCCAGCACGGUGGAGGAUGGCGUCCCAUCACGGAGUUCCCCUUCACAGCUGACAAGUGGAGCUUCAGUGCAGUGGUGAUGUACAACUACUUGUACAUCAUAGGAGGCUACAGGACCCUCGCAGGGAGGAGCUGGCACUUCAAGAUGGCCUCCUUUAGGUAUAACCCUCUGACUCAGGAAUGGGCCGCCAUUGCUCCGCUCAUCAAGCGUAGAAGGCACUUCAGUGCAGUGUGCUGCCAGGGCCGUAUCUAUGCAGUGGGCGGCUGGUACUUGGACUCCCUGCUCAGCCCAGACUCCAACACGGCCCUCCACACAGCUGUGGAAUGUUACAACCCGUGGGAGGACACCUGGAGGUUUGUGUCGUCGCUGCCGCUGACGGACUUCCAGUUCAGCGUGUCGUUGUCCCACGACGUGCCCCUGGCCACCAGCCUGGCACACUGGCUCCUAGUCCUGGGGAGCAUCCAGAGGACAGGAGAGAAGGUGCUGCUGCAGUACCACACCGAAGAAGACUCCUGGUCUGAGCUGCGUCCCCCCCUCACCAGGGCCCACGUCCACCUUCCAGUUCUUUACUUCCUGGGAGCCUCCGCUGACCGGCUGCUGGUGGUCGGCGGCGACAACUCUCAUAACGUGAUGACCUCGUUCUGCGUGCGCUCCCAGCAGUGGGGGCAGGUGCACAGGCUGCCAAAAGCGGCGUUGGUGGGCCAGGGGACGCUUGUAGGCCAGCAGGUCCUGAUGGCCAGUCUAGAACACAACACUGUGGUGGCCAUGGAUCAGCAAUCUCUCUCCUUCACUACCUUUCCUCCUCUGCCCACCUCCGUCUGCUAUGAAGCUGUCUUCUACCUGCACAUCUUUCUUUAAUGACUUAGUCUAUUGUCAGGAUCCUUGAUGUGGCACUAUUAAUAGUCAAUAUAAGGAUAAUAGAUGCAUCAAUACUUGUUUUUGUAUCCUGGCUGUACUUGAUCUAAUAUUUAGUCUGCCAUGACUGAGGGUAGGGGCGUGGUUGCACUGGGUGUGUGUGUGGUGUUAAUGAUG
Molecule: messenger RNA, 1774 nt
Organism: Entelurus aequoreus (snake pipefish)
Lineage: Eukaryota; Metazoa; Chordata; Actinopteri; Syngnathiformes; Syngnathidae
Product: kelch-like protein 42
Exons: 8
Coding region: 5-1600 (531 amino acids)
Molecular function (GO): protein binding
Source: RefSeq, a predicted model, not a curated record